ACUGGGCAUGUGCGAACAUGAGAAAAUGGCGUACUGGGUGACUGAAACGGUAGCUGAUGAUGAUGAUUUGACGAAGGACGUUGCCUCUCUCAGAGCCAUCCUCAAUGAAAGCGUUCCCUUCCCAGACAUGAAGUUCUUGCCCCCCUCAUAUGCAGUGGAGAUAGAGAGAGAAAAGAGUGCGUGCAGUGCUGUUACCGAGCUCCAGAUAUGUCUCGACAAAAAUAUAGCCGUACAGGACUUGCUGAAUGCUAAACUGGGGGAAGUGGAGCUGGCUAUGGCAGAGAAUGAACAAAAGAUGAGGGAGCUGGAGAGACUGGUGAGGAUGAGGAAGACACUGAAGAAAGGAAUCUUCACCAUCUGGAGGAGGAAGAGGAACAACUACUUCAAGGACCACAAAGGACAGACUCCACCGACUCUUGUUGUUGGCAACAACAGUCUUGAUCAACUAGGGAGUGCUGCCUACUUUGCUGGAUUAAAUUGGAUGAGAAACAAGGUGUCAAAUCCAGAUUCGAAACUGAUGGAAGGAGUGAGAAGGCAGAUAAUUGACAGUCUUACUCAACCACUUCAGGCUAGUUUAAUGAAGACAACAGAUAACGAGCAGAAGUUGUUCCUUCGUAAAAAGAUCAAGGAAAUAUGUAAGCACACUAUUAGUCAAUUGGUGAGGGAGAACAUCAUAAUUGACUGGGCUCUUCUUGCCUAUGAGCAGUUCAACAAUUCCCAUACUGCAGCUGACUGUGAACUUCGUUGGAGAGGCCACACCCACCCUGGUGUCAACAAGGCAGUAUGGAAGAAGCAAGAGGACAAGGAGUUAAUGAUAAUAGCAAAGACACACAACUUCUGCAAUUGGACCCUCAUUGCUACCGAACUAGGAACCAACAGGACAGGGUUCAUGUGUCUUCAGAGAUAUCAGCAGAGCCUUAAUCCUACCAAAAUCACCAAGGUCUUCAGCAUGGAUGAUGAUACACGUCUGAGGGAAGCUGUCAGGAUCUACGGCGAGAGUCGGUGGGGCCUGGUGUCGGCAUACGUGGAUGGCAAGACACCAUCUCAGUGUAUGCAGCGAUGGGUCAACUCUCUCAAACCUGGGAUCAAGAGAGGUCGCUGGAAUGAUAAGGAGGACAAGCUACUACGAGAGGCAGUCAGAAAAUGUGGAGUUGGGAGCUGGGCAAAUAUCGCCGCAUUUGUGCCCUGCAGAACCCAGGCCCAGGUGAGGGAGCGGUGGGUUAAUCAUAUGGACGAGAAGUUGUCCAAGACGGGAUGGACUGAGGAGGAGGACAGGAAACUCAUUGCUAUCUGCCAGAGAUACUCCUCGGGCCCCAUCCCCUGGUCGUUGGUAGCCAAGGAGAUGAGAACCAGGACGGACAACAUGUGUUACACUCGGUGGCGCUCCAUCAGCGAUGCUCCCACCAUCUUCAAGAAGUACUCAGAGUCAUACAAACAGAAGGAGACUGUCAUGACCAACUUUGUCGGGCGCAAACGAUGCAGACACAGUCUCAGGAAGGAUGACAUUGAAGAAAUGGUACCAGAGGCCACAAAGGAAAAGCUCAAGUCCUAUGAAGAGAUGUUGGAAAGGAAGAAAAGUCGCACACGAGAAUUACAAUUGCCAGGAGACCCCUCUGCUGAUAGUAGCGGUGCCUCUACAUCAGGAGCUAAUGGUGGGGGCACAUCAACAAAUAGAGUUACUGCAUUUCCACCUACUGAUAUGGGGGCUUCAGCAACUAACGAUGGACGUAUCGACAACUUAGAAAGAAGUUCACCUAACACUGCCAAUACUGCCACUCCAAGUGGCACCGUGGAUGCAACACAGCCUUCUUCAUAUUCAUUUCCUCAAGGAAGAUUUCUAUAUAUUCCCCCCUCCUCUUCCCCUGAAUCUCUCCCCACAGCCUCUGUUCGCCCACCCACAUCAAAACCCUCAGAUCCCCAACCUCAUUCUCAGUCCCUGCCUGAUCCCCAUCCCCUGCCACCUCCCACUCUCCCUCAAUCCCUCCCCACCUUCUCUCUCCCUUUCCCUCCUCCUCCUCUUCCUCCUGGGCCUCUGCUGAUCCCACACAACAUCAGAACUUUCCUGAGUAAUACCGUCCACCUCCCAUCAAGACAUAGUCUCCAAGGAGUGUACACUCUUCCUCCUUUUCAUCCUCCUACACCCCCCACCACCUGCCUCCCACCUUCUGGGUCCAUUAGUACUGUGCCCUUCUCUGAGUCCGAGGUAGACUCUGGGUCCCACUCUAGUACCACCCCCCUGAGGAUUGGGAACCUACUGGUGCCAGUUCAGCGACCCACUCGCAGAGUUGUUGCUACCAUUUGGCCAUCAUCUAGAACAGAAAGGGCACCCUCUACUUUUCCCCCUUUGUUCUCUGGUCAGGAAAUGGGUGGUGUAGGAAACGUUAGCAGCCCUACCCCACUGCAACAGACUUGCCACAAUCUACCAGUCGCCAUCAGUGCUCACUCUGUCUCGGAUACUCACUGUUCCUCCUCUCUCCCCCCUCCUCUCCUCCACCUAGCCACCCCAGCUGGUGGCAACAUUAGCAGCUGUAUUGGUGAGGCCAUGAACACACUCCUGCAAGAAGCCACUGCCUCUGGAGAUGAAGCACCAACUCAAACUGCUAAUAACAGUUCCCUUUCUAGAGACAAGACUCCUAAUAGAGAAAGUACGCUCUCCACUGUGCCUGCUAUGUCGUCCAAAGAUUGUGACGGACCACAGGGUGGCCAGAGUUGAAGAAUUUUGCCUAGGUGUAAAAUCCCUUUCAAAUAAUUAUUGUGAAUGAUCCAACAUUGAUGGUGUAAUGCAAGUGUAUUACCUGUUGCUAUAAUUAUAGGUCAUUGCUAUGUUUAUUUACAAACAAUUAUCCU
This is a messenger RNA of Geodia barretti, 2847 nucleotides long. The record is from the annotation of a GenBank genome assembly. Lineage: Eukaryota; Metazoa; Porifera; Demospongiae; Tetractinellida; Geodiidae.